UCCUCAGCCUUCACACCACAUCCAGUCCCAGUCUCUGGCAACCACUGCCGCCACCUUACCAGACGAGCACCGGUAAAAUUCAUCGACAGCCAUCUGGACGUGCUCGCGGAGAUGCUGAAGGUCAGUGGAGUCUUCAUGCGAGUCACUGCGCACGCGGAUUCGCCGGGUGCCGUCACGCGAGCUGUGGUGUGAACUGA
Molecule: messenger RNA, 197 nt
Organism: Dibothriocephalus latus
Lineage: Eukaryota; Metazoa; Platyhelminthes; Cestoda; Diphyllobothriidea; Diphyllobothriidae
Source: the annotation of a GenBank genome assembly